AUCAAUUUGAAUCUUUAUUACUAAAUCAAUCUGAAUCUUCGCUAUUAUGUCAAGUUGAAUCUUUAUUACCAGAAUCUCUAUCAUCACCACCACAUCAAGCUGAAUCUCUAUCGUCAUCGCCACAUCAAGCUGAAUCUUUAUCACCAUAUCAAGCUAAAUCUUCAUCACCAUAUCAAAUUGAAUUAUCUUCACAAAAUCAAACUGAAUUGCUAUCACAAAAUCAAACUGAAUCAUUAUUGCAAAGUCAUACUGAAUUAUCAUCGCAAAUUCAAACCAAUUUACUAUCACAAAAUCAAACUGAAUCACUAUCGCCAUGCCAAAUCUUAUCUCCAUUGUCAAGCAAUACUGAGUUUUCAUCUGAAUAUGUUGAACUUUUAUCAAGCCAUUCUGAACCUUUGCCACUAACUAGUCUUGAAAACAAUGUAC
This is a messenger RNA of Racocetra fulgida, 426 nucleotides long. The record is from the annotation of a GenBank genome assembly. Lineage: Eukaryota; Fungi; Glomeromycota; Glomeromycetes; Diversisporales; Gigasporaceae.